AUGAGAGCCAUGGGAUUUCAAGUGUGCGCAUUUUAUGGCCUCCUAAUCUCAUUCAUUCUCUUGUUCUUGAGUCAUCUUGGAGCUGCACAAGCACCAAGUCGAAAUGUAUCUGCUCCCUUCAACAAAACUAGUUUCCCCCUUAAUUUUAUUUUUGGAGCUGCGUCUUCUGCCUAUCAGUACGAAGGAGCAGCAUCUGAAGAUGGGAAGGGACCGAGUACAUGUGACACAUUUACCCACAAUAAUCCCGAUAAGAUUGUAGACCACAGUACUGGAGAUGUGGCCGACGACUUCUACCAUCGUUACAAGGAAGAUGUACAAUUAAUGGACUACAUUGGCUUGAGCGGCUUCCGAUUUUCCAUCUCAUGGUCAAGAGUAUUACCUGGAGGCAAGCUAAGCAAAGGAGUGAACAAGCUCGGAAUCGCUUUCUACAAUAAUCUCAUCAAUGAACUCCUUUCAAAGGGAAUAACACCUUUUGUCACAUUACACCACUGGGAUACUCCACAAGCUCUGGAAGAUGAAUAUGGAGGCUUCCUUAGUAAAGAUAUUGUGAAUGAUUUUCGAGAUUACGCAGAGCUUUGCUUCAAAGAGUUUGGUGAUAGAGUGAAGUAUUGGUCAACAUUCAACGAGCCCUGGUCAUAUUCAACUGGUGGCUACGAUUCUACCACGGCCAUAGGCACCAUCGGUCCUGGAAGGUGUUCUUCAUGGCUGAACAAAUGCCCCGCUGGAGAUUCUUCUACUGAACCCUAUCUUGUUGCUCAUCACAUCCUCCUUUCUCAUGCAGCAACUGCUAAAUUGUACAAUGACAAGUAUAAGACAUUACAAAAAGGACAGUUAGGGAUCGUGCUCGUCACGAAUUGGAUGAUGCCCUAUGAUCCCAACAGCCCAGCAGAUGCUGCUGCUGCCAUCCGAGGCAUGGAUUUCUUCUUGGGAUGGUUCUUAGAGCCCUUGUUGUUUGGUGAUUAUCCGAAAGUUAUGCGUGAACUGGUUGCAACCCGUCUACCAAAGUUUACUGCUGAAGAAGCUUUAAUGGUGAAAAGAUCAAUAGAUUUUCUGGGGCUCAAUUACUAUACUUCGAAUUGGGCUACUGAUGAUAUUCCACCUUCAAACACUCCCAAUAUCAGUUACACGACGGAUGUUCGUAUUAAUAACAUACAGAUCAAGAAUGGGAAGCCUAUUGGGGCUCCAACGGGAGCAGGUAUUCUGUAUGUUUACCCGAGAGGACUCACAGAGCUAUUGGUGUACAUAAAACAUAAGUACAAGAGCCCAACCAUCUACGUAACUGAAAAUGGUUAUGCUGAAGUCAACAUUGACACUGUUGAGCAAGGCACGAAAGACGUGGAAAGAAUGAACUUCUACCAGAGCCACUUCAGGGCCUUGAAGGCAGCCAUUGACAAAGGAGUGGAUGUGAAAGGAUUUUUCGCAUGGUCAUUCAUGGACACAUUCGAAUGGGGAUCAGGGUUAGCCAUGAGGAUGGGUAUCAAUUUCGUUGACUACAAAAAUGACCUUAAAAGGACCCCAAAGAUGUCUGCCCUCUGCAUGAACCCUAUCGAGGAGAAACACCAAAAAAUUGAGAGCCAUGGCACUUCAACUUCUUCUGCCUAUCAGUAUGAAGGAGCAGCAUUUGAAGAUGGGAAGGGACCAAGCAUAUGUGAUACUUUUGUCCACAAUAAUCCUGAUAAGAUAGUAGAUCAUUCCACUGGAGAUGUAGCUGACGACUUCUACCAUCGUUACAAGGAUGAUGUAAAAUUGAUGGAAUACAUUGGACUGAAUGGCUUCCGGUUUUCCAUUUCGUGGGCUAGAGUAUUGCCUCAAGGAAAGCUAAGCAAAGGAGUGAACCCGCUAGGAAUCGCUUUCUACAACAACCUCAUCAAUGAGCUACUCUCAAAGGGGAUAAUACCUUUUGUCACAUUACAUCAUUGGGACACUCCUCAAGCUCUGGAGGAUGAAUAUGGAGGCUUUCGUAGUACAAAUAUAGUGGAUGAUUUUCGAGAUUUUGCAGAGCUUUGUUUCAAAGAAUUUGGUGAUAGAGUCAAGUUUUGGUCAACAUUCAAUGAGCCAUGGUCAUUUUCUACUGGUGGGUAUGAUUCCACCACAGCCAUAGGAACCAUAGCUCCAGGAAGGUGUUCUGCAUGGUUGAACAAAUGCCCUGCUGGAGAUUCUUCCACUGAACCCUACAUUGUUGCCCAUCACAUCCUCCUUUCUCAUGCAGCAGCUGCUAAAUUAUACAAGGACAAGUACAAGGCAUCACAAAAUGGGCAGGUAGGGAUAGUGCUGGUCACAAAUUGGGUUAUCCCUUAUGAUCCCAACAGCAAAGCAGACGCUGAAGCAGCCGUGCGAAGCAUCGAUUUCUUUCUGGGAUGGUUUUUAGACCCAUUAGUGUAUGGUGACUAUCCAAAAAGUAUGCGUCAAAAUGUUGGAAGCCGCUUACCGACUUUCACUGCUGAAGAAACAUCCUUAGUGAAAGGAUCAUUGGAUUUCCUGGGACUUAAUUACUAUACUGCCAAUUGGGCUGCUGCUCUUCCCCCUUCAAAUUCUUUGAAUAUCAGUUGGACUUCAGACACUGGUGUUAAUAACACCCAGAUCAAGAAUGGAAGACCAAUUGGGGCUCCAACCGGGGCAGGAAUUUUGUAUGUUUAUCCGAGAGGUCUCACCGAGCUUUUGGUCUACAUAAAGGGAAAGUACCAGAGUCCAACUAUCUACAUAACUGAAAAUGGAUAUGCUGAAGUCAAUAUUGACACCGUUGAGCAAGGAGUGAAAGAUGUAGAAAGAACGAAUUUCUACCGUAGCCAUUUCAGGGCUUUGAAGGCAGCCAUUGACAAAGGAGUUGAUGUAAGAGGAUUUUUUGCUUGGACAUUUAUGGACACGUUCGAAUGGGGAUCAGGGUUGGCUAUGAGGAUGGGUAUCAAUUUUGUUGACUACAAAAAUAAUCUAAAAAGGACCCCAAAGAUGUCAGCCCUUUGGUACAAGCUAUUCCUCACAAAAUAA
Molecule: messenger RNA, 2985 nt
Organism: Oldenlandia corymbosa var. corymbosa
Lineage: Eukaryota; Viridiplantae; Streptophyta; Magnoliopsida; Gentianales; Rubiaceae
Source: the annotation of a GenBank genome assembly